UAUAAACGACCACGUGACAAUAGAUACAUCCGACCACAUAUUUUUUUAAAUAAAAACGUUUUUAAGUGUCAUGGAACACAGCCAAUUUUGAGGAUGGAAGAAUCGCUGGACGGUCGUGAAGGUGGAACAAGCGCGCCAGCGUUCGACUCGGCGGCCAUUUUGAAUGAUGACGUAUCACCAACUACUAGCUUCUGUUACAACAUACCGAAUUUAUUUAACGGUCUGGGACCAGGAUCUGUUCUCUGCGAGCGUCAGGAAACGGAAGUAGGUGACAGCUACACAAACCCUGAACCUGCGGAAGAACCGGACAAGCAACAGUAUGAAGAAGACGAGGAAUAUUCACCUAGCUCUGGUUCGAGAAGUGAUAUGCCUAAACGAAAACAGAGACGAUAUAGAACAACAUUUUCAAAUAUUCAGCUGGAGCAAUUAGAAGCUGCCUUUCACAAAACUCACUACCCUGACGUCUUCUUCAGAGAAGAACUCGCUAUGCGAAUUGACCUUACGGAAGCUCGAGUACAGGUGUGGUUCCAAAAUCGCCGUGCAAAAUGGAGAAAGCAACAGAAGUCAGGAUGUGAACCAUACCCGCGACCGAGAUCUCCAGAACAGCGCUCCCCUUCCUCCUUAGCACUAGAGAUGAGAGACUACAUUACAAUACCAGUAAGCUCACCUCAACUACUCAAUAUGGCGGAAGCUUCGAAUUCAAACAGUUAUGGGGGUAAAAAGCAAACUGCACCGGCCAUUCACAUAGCAGCAUUACCAACACGGCAGAACUCACAUCUAGACCUACCCUCAUUUUCAAUACCCAUCCAAUACAACCUUGGUAACUUCAAAAAAGCCAGUGAAGAUGUGCAAUUAAAUUUAGAAACAGAUGUCCAAACAAAUCAAUGGGAUUUAAGAAUGAUGCCAAACUUUAAUCUUAUGAAUAUUAAACCAAUUAUAGACACCCGGGAAAACUUAGACGUCAAGUACGAAGUUAAAAAUGAAAGUGUUAAUAGAACUAAUUAUAAUGAAAUAAAUAUAAAUCAAACGAUAGAAUCAGUGGAUCUUCUUGGAAAAGAAACUGUCAAUGAAGGACAAACUAUAUCCCCGGAUUUUGAAAUUGAAAGGUUUCAAUACCACAAUGAAAAUGAAAAGAGAUUCCGAGAAUCCUUCGAUGAAGCUAUGAUGGAAGAUGGAAGGAACGAGUUUGAAUGCGAUAAUGAUUUUCUUUGUAAGAAUAAUUAUGAAAAGAAUGAUGAGAAAAGAAGUGAAUUUGAAGAGUGUCAUUUGCUAGAUACUGAGGGUAGUGUUGCAGUUGGUAUAACUAAUUUUGAAAAUAAUUUGUAG
Molecule: messenger RNA, 1326 nt
Organism: Leptidea sinapis
Lineage: Eukaryota; Metazoa; Arthropoda; Insecta; Lepidoptera; Pieridae
Exons: 7
Coding region: 94-1326 (410 amino acids)
Biological process (GO): regulation of transcription by RNA polymerase II
Molecular function (GO): RNA polymerase II transcription regulatory region sequence-specific DNA binding; DNA-binding transcription factor activity, RNA polymerase II-specific
Source: RefSeq, a predicted model, not a curated record